CUCACGUGUGUCCCUUGAAUCAUCCACGCCACAAAAAUGACACGCUUGAGAGACAACUCCAUCCAACCAGAGCAAUCUCCUCACUAUACAACAAAACACAGCAACUGAAAAUUCAUGGGCACUCUGAUGAAGCAACCAGGUUUCAUCUUCAAGAUAGUGCUAGUGAUGCUGCCAUUGCUGCUAUGCACAUGCGGAGCAACCACCAUUCUCAGCAGCAGCAACCUCCACCCAUUGAUUCUAAUUCCAGGUAACGGAGGAAACCAACUAGAAGCCAGGUUAACCAAUCAGUACAAACCCUCCAGCUUCAUCUGUGAAACGUACCCACUUUUCAAGAAGAAAAACAGCUGGUUCAGGCUCUGGUUUGAUUCUAGUGUUCUGCUUGGUCCUUUCACUCGAUGCUUCGCUCGCCGCAUGACACUUCAUUACAACCCCGAGCUCGAUGAUUUCUUCAAUACUCCUGGGGUUCAGACUCGGGUCCCUCACUUUGGUUCUACCAAAUCUCUUCUUUAUCUCAAUCCUCGCCUCAAGCUUAUCACUGAAUACAUGGCAUCUCUGGUAGACUCACUAGAAGAGCUUGGUUAUAUUGAUGGUGAAACUCUGUUUGGAGCCCCCUAUGAUUUUCGAUACGGUCUAGCAGCUCCAGGUCACCCAUCUCAAGUUGGGACCAAGUUCCUUAACGACCUGAAGAGUUUGAUUGAAAAAGCAAGCAUUUCCAAUGGCGGGAAGCCAGUGAUACUUGUCUCCCACAGCUUAGGAGGCCUAUUUGUCCAACAACUCCUGAGUCGAAACCCCUCCUCUUGGUACAAGAAAUACAUCAAACACUUUGUAGCAAUUUCUGCUCCAUGGGGUGGUACUGUGGAUGAAAUGCUCACAUUUGCAUCUGGCAACACUCUUGGAGUGCCCCUAGUGGACCCCUUGUUAGUGAGAGAUGAGCAAAGAAGCUCUGAGAGUAAUCUAUGGCUUUUGCCCAAUCCCAAGAUGUUUGAUCCUCAAAUGUCAUUAGUAAUCACUUCUAAUAGAAGCUACUCUGCACAUGACAUGACUGAUUUUCUCAAAGACAUUGGUUUUCCUGAAGGUGUCUAUCCUUAUCAGACUCGGAUUCUGCCCUUGAUAGAGAAUGUAGAAGCACCAGAAGUGCCUGUGACUUGUGUUAUUGGGACGGGCAUGAGAACUGCGGAGAGUUUGUUUUAUAGAGAUGGUAAUUUUGAUGAGCAACCGGAAAUUUCUUAUGGGGAUGGUGAUGGAACGGUGAACAUGGUGAGCUUGUUGGCGCUUCAAUCUCUGUGGAAAGAUGAGAAAAAUCUAGACCUGAAAGUGAUUAAGAUUGGUGGGGUGUCUCACACUUCAAUACUAAAAGAUGCAGGUGCACUUGAUGAAAUAAUGGGUGAGAUUUGUGGAAUUAAUGCUCAAGCUGAGCUUGGUAUAACUAUAAGCAAUGCUCUUUCGGCAUAAAUGAUGGGGAAUGAUCCAUGGAGAUGGUAUCUAUGACUGAAGGCUACUUAAUGGAUAGUUGUAUGUCCAUUGUCUUCUAUGAUUCAACCCCAAUUAAAUUUUGUACGAAAUUUAUAUUGGCAUUGUACUUAUUACUUAAUGAUGAGAUUUGUUAUGAGAAUCAAAGUUUAGGAUAUGAAAUAUAUUAAACAUAAUUAGUUA
Molecule: messenger RNA, 1653 nt
Organism: Lotus japonicus
Lineage: Eukaryota; Viridiplantae; Streptophyta; Magnoliopsida; Fabales; Fabaceae
Product: lecithin-cholesterol acyltransferase-like 1
Exons: 2
Coding region: 115-1452 (445 amino acids)
Biological process (GO): lipid metabolic process
Source: RefSeq, a predicted model, not a curated record